AUGGUAACUAAAAGAGAUAAAGAUUAUAUCUCUACUGAAAAAAAGAUACAAUUUCAAGGCUUUUAAUAAAAAUAAGAAAGUAAUCUUAAAGAAGGAUAUAUGUAUAAAAUAUAAUAAAGUCUAGUAUAAAACUAAUACACAAAUGAAGUUAAAACUGAAAGAAGUUUUCCUAAACCAAUAGAAAUGUUCAAUUAAUAAAGAAUAUAUUAAAGUAAUAGUUUUGGAUAAUUAUUUUUUAGUAAUCAAUUAAAAAAAAAUAAUGACUAAUCUGAUAGGAUUAAAUCUAGUAAUAAUACCUAGUAAGAGAUUGAUUUGUAACAUGAAGCACAGAAUAUUGAUCGCAACCAUGUAAUAGAUGAUAUUGAGAGUCAUUCAUAAAGUAAAUGGAUUAGCUAAAGAAAUAUAAACCAUUCUAUCGGCUAAUUUAAGUCUGAAAAUUAUAUAAGCUAUUAGAUUUAGCAUCUCUAAAGUUAGAUAAUAAAACCUAACAAGGAAAUGUAACAGAGAGUUAAAAUAUUUUAUAAAUCUUGUGAAUUAAACAGAUAAUUUUGGGAGAUAUUUGGAAUUUAGAAUAAUAAGUAGAAAAGAUAAAAUAAUUAACAAAUUAGUAGAGAAUUAGUAUAAACAUAAAAUUAUGAAAAAUAAAGGACUAUUCUAAAAGAAGUUAAUGAAAAAAAUAGGACUGUUCUAGAAGUUUAUGAAAAUAAAGACAAAGUCUUAGUAAAAACUAGAAUUUAUAAAGAAUGUGACAUAUUUAUAACCAAAAAGAUUCUUUAUUCAGACCUAAAAAAAAAAGACUCCUUUGAAAUAAGGUUUAAUAAGGAAAUAAAAAUAUUAGAGUAAUUAAAUAAUAACAAUAGCGAAAUCACAGUUGAAUAUAAAGGUUCAACAAAACCUAAAGAAUAAUUAAAUUAUAACAAUAGCGAAAUCACAACAGAUGAAUCUAAAUGUCCAAAUCCUAAACUUAAUGAAUCAAAAGAUACUUAACCUCUCACAUAUGAGAUAAAUAUGGUUUCAGGGAUGAAGAAUUUGUAUAACAUAAAAUAAUAAUAUGAAAUAAGCAAAAAAUAUGAUGAUUAUGUCAUUUUGCUGGAAUAUGCUUUCUUUUAAUUACUGUCUAAAUUGAAUGAAAUGCAUUUCUAGGAAUAAAUAGCUCACUCAGAUAUAAAGCCCUAAAAUAUUAUUUUAGGAUACGAUUAUAAUUUUUACUUUAUUGAUUUCGGAGGUUCGAUUAAUUUGAAAGACUAAAAUGAAAUCCAACAAUAUUUAAGUACUUAUACUAAAAUUUAUAACUAUGAUUACUUCCUUAAAAUGCAAAAAUAUGAUGAUUGGACAAUUUAAAGAAUUAUUGAUUGUGAGACUAUACAACUAUUAUUAACAUUCUUUAAUAUGAUUGAUAUAAAAGACAAAGGAUAUAAUAUGCUAAGAAUUAAUGGAGAUACAGAAAAAUUUAAGUAAAUUUUAGAGCCUGAAUUUGAGGAAUUCGCAGAUAUGCUAAUAAAAUAUUUUAAUUAUAUUGUUAAAAAAUAAAAUAAUAAAAAUACUCAAAUUCCCUAAAAUUAAUAUCACUUAAUAUCUAACUUGGAGGGAAGAUUUGAGAAAAUAAUGAAUAAUUAAAGAGAUAUUCUCUAUAAUGAACAAACUAAUAUUUAUGAGCUCAAAUUUAUCAAUAAGUUUAGCAUUUAAAUAAUAGAAUAUAUUUUAGAAACUACCCCUAACUGUUCUUUUGAUAUGACAAACGAUACAUUAGUAGAUUUAUAAUUUAACGAUGACUAAGAUUAUAGUAAAAGAAAGUAUUUGGAUUUGUUUCCAAAAUUUUGUAGCUUUUUCAAAUUGAAACAAAUUCCAAGAUAAACAAGGAAUUCAAAGUAUUCUCGAGAAUAUAUAAAAUCAAGUUUAUCAACAGUAAUUUUUAACUAAGAUUAUAAUAUCAAUUGA
Molecule: messenger RNA, 1938 nt
Organism: Tetrahymena thermophila SB210
Lineage: Eukaryota; Ciliophora; Oligohymenophorea; Hymenostomatida; Tetrahymenidae
Product: kinase domain protein
Exons: 3
Biological process (GO): protein phosphorylation
Molecular function (GO): protein kinase activity; ATP binding
Source: RefSeq, a predicted model, not a curated record